Molecule: messenger RNA, 1611 nt
Organism: Homalodisca vitripennis (glassy-winged sharpshooter)
Lineage: Eukaryota; Metazoa; Arthropoda; Insecta; Hemiptera; Cicadellidae
Product: putative inorganic phosphate cotransporter
Exons: 9
Coding region: 129-1547 (472 amino acids)
Biological process (GO): monoatomic anion transport; transmembrane transport
Cellular component (GO): plasma membrane
Molecular function (GO): transmembrane transporter activity
Source: RefSeq, a predicted model, not a curated record
AUGAAGCCGCGUGACCUCCAUUAUAAAACUUGAAACUGAAUAAAUUACGACUGUGCAGUGUUUUUAUGAUAACAACCUACAGAUAAUUUAUCAGGCAUUUUAAUUGUCUGCAGUAACUAAACAUAACUAUGUCGCCUAACAGCCAGUCCUUGUACAUUCAAAGACCCUCUGGCACUGGGAAAAGGCACUACCAAUUUCUCAUGACCUUUUUGUGUCUGGUGUUAUCUUCCUGUGAUACCAAUUCGGUAGUAAUUUUUGCACCGAACGAUGAAGAAGGCUACAACUCAGACGACUCGUUCCUCUCAUGGCGGAUGUCUCAAAAAGAUACGCUCGCUAGCUCCUUUCUUUGGGGUUACCUCUUGCUCCAAGUGCCCGCCGGACUUUUCGUUCGUAAGAUCGGCCCAAAGCGGCUGAUCUUCGGAGCCAUGAUGGCUAGCUCCCUAUGCGCAAUCUUGUAUCCUCUAGUUGCUCUGAACCUCGGAUGGGUUGUCUUCUGUCUCAUCAGAUUCAUGCAUGGACUUGCUCAGGGACUCGUGAUACCAUGUGUAACUGAACACAUAGCGAAAUGGGCUCCAUUCCUGGAAAGAAACCGAAUAUUUUCGUUCGUUUUCGUAGGGACAGUGGUGGGUCCAAUAUUAUCACUGCUGAUAUCCGGGUACCAGGCCGCCAGUCCGUGGGGCUGGCCCAGUAUCUUCUACUGUACCGGACUGUGCGGUGUAUUGUGGUCUGUGGCCUGGCUGUUUGUAGGCGCCGACUCUCCCGACUCCCACCCUUCCAUCAGCGACAGCGAGCGGGAGUAUAUCAAGUCUAAUUUGAAAAAUACACAUGACUACAGUAAAAUACUACCAACUCCUUGGAAGGAAAUAAUAACAUCAAGGCCAAUGUGGGCUCUCCUCCUCAUGCAUAUUUGUCAAAACUGGGGUAGUUGGAUUUUGGGUACAAUGCUACCUAUUUAUUUUCACCACGUUUUCGCCUACAACAUGAACAAUCACGUCGUAGUAUCCACUCUGCCCUACAUCAUAAAGUGUUUGCUGACAAUAGCGUUCUCUUGCAUAGUUGACUUCACCCAUGAAAACAAUCUCAUGUCUAUCAAGGCUUCUAGAAGAGUGUGGAACUCCAUUGCUUACUGGGGAGGUGCGAUUGGACUGAUUGGACUCUCCGUCUUCACCAGCGUCCAGGGAUCAUUAGUUUUACUGAUCUUCACAGUGUCCAUAAACGCAGGAAUGUUUGCCGGGUUCCUCUCCAACCAUCUGGAUCUAGCGCCCAACUUUUCUGGGCUUCUCAUGGGCAUUACAAGCGGGUUUAGCACGUUCGCUUCCAUACUGGCUCCAACAAUUACUGGAUUUAUAAUAACGAGUGAGUCAAGAAAAGACCAGUGGGCUCACCUUUUCUUCAUAUCUGCAGUCACAUUUUUCUUUGGAAACUUUGUCUUCCUUAAAUACGGCUCAACAGAAGUACAAUCUUGGAACCAACCACUGAAAUAUGGAGUUGAUAAUGAGGGUUUGGAGUUUGAUGAUAUAUCGGUUCCUGCCAGGAGAACAAUAUAACUAACCAUUAUUGCAUGUUUGUAUACUUUAAACUUUUUAUUAAAUUACCUUUCAGGGCGCAGUA